Molecule: messenger RNA, 2321 nt
Organism: Bactrocera dorsalis (oriental fruit fly)
Lineage: Eukaryota; Metazoa; Arthropoda; Insecta; Diptera; Tephritidae
Product: prophage side tail fiber protein homolog StfR
Exons: 3
Coding region: 1023-1988 (321 amino acids)
Biological process (GO): regulation of lipid biosynthetic process
Cellular component (GO): cytosol
Source: RefSeq, a predicted model, not a curated record
GUUUUGGUCGGAUGUCAUUUGUGAAGUAGCGCUCGGUCGUCGUGGUUGUUUGUAUCUACCAGAUACUUGUACAUUCGGUGUUCUUUUUUUAGAGGUUUCAACUUGAAUAUAUUUUCAAAGUUUUUGCACAUAAAGGAGCACAUAUUUUGUGAAUUUUCGCAACAGUAUUGAACAAAAAGAAAAGUACAACUUCCUGCAACGUCGAAGAGUCGUUCGAAAAGAAAGCAUAAAAAACCAAUUGAAAAGAACAAGAAAAAUAAUUAAAUGUUAUUUUGUCAAAAGUUUACAUACAGUUUAUUUGGUGAUUAUUUCGUAAUCCGCACAAAGUCGUUUCCACCAGCAAAACCAGUGUGUGAGCGUCAGCAUAAAAAUCUUGUCAAAAGCUACAACAAUUGAAAAGCAAAACAAAAGCACCGGAGAAUCAACUGCGGUCAGCUGAGACUCAUACUCCAUAUAUUCGUGCAACCAAUUCCAACGCAUCUAAUCGAAACUCAAAAAGUAACGUGCUUAAAAGCACAACGAGAAGUUUCAUAAAAUUUGAUAGAAAUAUUAAAAAAUACGAAAUUUUGUGUUUUGCUGAACUUCCAAAUUUUCUCUUUACGAAUAAAUCGUGCGUAUGUUAAUUCGGUUACCAAUUGUUUAAAAUCGGUAGUUCGUUCCAACAAAAACUGUUAACAUUUUGUCUGAUUUACACAAAAUUGGCUGAGAAGGCCCAAGUGAAAGUGUCAAGUGAAUCGAAUUGGAUUUUGUAGUCUGACACACAACGUCAACGAAAGCGCUGCAAAGCAACAGCAAAAUUAUCAAAUCAAAAACAAAUGGUGGCGUGAUUUUAUGAAGUUUUACCAAAAACGAAUUUUAAGCAAAAAGCCAAAAAGUGCAGCAAAGCCUUUCGCAUUGUGUAAAGUUAAUAAAACGUACGGGAAUAUCAAAUAAUUGCAACCGCAAAACGCCCGAUUUUUGCCCUACAACAACGAGUGCAGCUUUAUUACAAUUCAAAAUACAACUACAAUAAAUACAACAAAAUGAGCGCCUACAGAGAGAUGUCCAAAUUGGAGAAUAGUCGAAACUGCCUACGUCGCAUUGCGCGUCACGAUGAGCCCCAAUUCUCCAAGGAUAGUAUUGUCAAUGUUAUGGAGAAAUUUGUGAAAACCGUUAAAGUGAUGGAUGACACUAUAUUGGUGCCAUGCUUGCUAAUGGAUCGACAGGUCGGUGAUAGCACAGAUAUUAUACCAGCACCUGGCAAGAAUUCCACCGCCAAUCAGCACACUAUGCAACAUUCUGCCGCACAUGGCAAACGCAGCGCUGCACACUCCAAGAACGUUCAUGAGUUCCUUAACUCGUCGGAGCUCUUCAAUCUCUAUAACAUGUUGAAGGCGCUCAAGACUGAUCUGCUUUGGACAGGAAAGGACGAUUCCGAAGACGACGAAUGUGUCGGGAGUGAAAAGCAAAGCACCGCCGAAGUGGAAAAUCUAUUGUAUUCGCGUUACGAUUCCAAAGCAUCGGAUGCGGUUAGUGUGACUAGCAGUACAGAGGCCGUUGCCGCAAUCAGCAGAAACGCUACUGCAACAAAUUUGAACGCCACUGCAGCAGCAACAGCACCGACCGCAGCCGCCACCAGUACAGCAAGCGUCAAAGGACACAAUCGUUGCCCCUCCACUGCCUCGGUGGCUUCGAUUGUUUCCACCACAUCGGCAUGCAACCUAAGUGAUUCGGAGAGUGAAAUUUCAAAUGAAAAUGAUUCGGGCAUGGAGUCGGAAAGCCAUAAGAGUGACAAUCAGCCAAGCAGCACCGAGUCCGUAAGCGGUAGUGAUGAUACCGAGUCACGUGCCGCUGCAGCCGCCACAUCCAGCGCCAACGCCGACAAAGCUACCGAAUUGGCGAAACGCUGUCGGCGACAUUUGAACGGUCUCUACCAUUGCCUUGAACAAAUGACAGAGGCGGCACAUUACCUGACCGUUAGGUACCAAAGUGAUAUUGGCCCCGUUUAGAGAUGAACUGCCAUGGAGCUGUGAACAGAAAAUGCACAGACUGCAGGGAGCAAGCGAUCCCCUAGGGGUUGUGCGUAAACUGAACGAGUGUAUUAGGUGGGGUACUAUGUUAGGGAGGGUAGUCAGUCUCUUUCUUGGGGGGGCGGGGUCUUAUAUGUGGGUUUUUAUGUAAUAAUUUAAUAAUUUCUGUGUUUCUUUACGGUUAUAGGGUUAGGCGAUUGCGAAGACAGUACACUUAUUGCGCUUAUGCCCAGACUAACGGUUACUAUAUUCGGAUUAAAAAGAUUGUUGAUUUUUAAAUUAUAUGGUGGUAUUGGUAAUGUGAUAUCUAUU